AUGCAACAGGACUCGCGACUCGAGGAGUUGGAGCGAGCUCAUGAUGCAGCAGCAAAAAGCUGCGUAUGUCCGAAUAUCCGUUUCAGAUCAUCCCGAGUCAAAUCCACGGCAUGUGAAGACCAGCUUGAUUCUUCUAACAACCAUUUUCAGGCCGAAGAAUUUUCCAACAAUCAUAACCGAAACGAGAACAAAAUGAAGGUGAAACUUGGGCAACAAAAGGACCAAGAUGGAGAUGCUGUUUGUGAAGAGGACAUGGGGGUCUCCUUAAGUAUUGAAAUUCGUAAGUUAAUGUUAUUAUUUGCUGUAGAAACAGCCGUCGUACAGUAUUCAGAUGCUCUCACACGAGGGUUCUCAUUUUCUAAAUAA
Protopolystoma xenopodis is the source of this 366-nucleotide messenger RNA. NCBI's taxonomy places the organism in Eukaryota, Metazoa, Platyhelminthes, Monogenea, Polystomatidea, Polystomatidae. The record is from the annotation of a GenBank genome assembly.